Umbelopsis ramanniana AG is the source of this 3837-nucleotide messenger RNA. RefSeq lists its product as uncharacterized. NCBI's taxonomy places the organism in Eukaryota, Fungi, Mucoromycota, Umbelopsidomycetes, Umbelopsidales, Umbelopsidaceae. The transcript is spliced from 5 exons. The coding region runs from base 173 to 3682 and encodes 1169 amino acids. The record is from RefSeq and is a predicted model, not a curated record.
AAGUAUCGCUCAUGAAGCACUGCGCUUUGUAAUAUGACGACCUGAAAAUGAUGGGUAAAGUGCUUCAUAAGAGAAUUGGUGCUCCGCAUUGUUAACCAGACAGUCAAUAUUACCGUGCAACCAUAACUUUCUUUUUGAUUGCCUAAAUCGGUUGCCCACUCAUCUCCCAUCCAUGAGUGCUGUGUCGACCGAAACUCCAGACACUCUGGUCAAAAAGCCUGAAUACAAGGUUCCCGAGAAGUCGAAAACGAUAUACACAAGUGAUGACGAAGAUGAUCACCAGUCUUAUGCGGAGUAUAGCGACACAGACGAAGAUGCAUCUGAAAGCGAGGAGGAAAUCGAAUUCCAUGAAGUAACUGAACUUCUCUACAAUCCCAACAUGCGCAACUAUGAAGACGAGCAUGGGUUUACGGUGAAUGUGCGGACAGACGACGAAUACUCUGAUGACACCACAGAUUCAGAAUAUAUCGAAGAGAAGAAAAGACAAUCGCAAAUGAUUACCCCUGAAGCUAUGCAACUAGCCAAUCAAGAAACUGAUUCAGAGAGUGAAUACGAAGACAAGAUUGGCGCAGUUUACAAGUCUGAGAUGUCACGGACUUUCUCUGAUCAUUCAGAGCAGGAACAUCCAUCGUACCGUAAAUCUAUUGAGAGCGUGUCUGAUGCCGGUAGCAACCACUCUGAAAGCAAAAUUGUCGAAAACACAACAGCUGCAUUUGCAACAAAAUCAAACAAUCGCAAUUCUUUCGCUAUACGGCCAAGAUCUCAGAAGAUUACUGCGCUGGAUAGCCUUCAAUCUACAGAUACCAGUGAAUCCGAAGGCGAAGAUGAAUUCAAACGUAAGGGCUUAACAAAGGACAGACCUGCGUCUACCAUGAGAAAUCCGGUAUCUAUCCGGCCAAACACACAUCGACCUGCUGCUCGUGAGAGUUUUCAAUCUACGGACGCUAGCAUGUCUGAAAAUGAACAGACCGAUAAGUUUGUAUCGAUGGAGCUCUCCGAACGACCACAUGCCCAACGACCUGCUGCUCGUGAAAGCUUUCAAUCAACUGACGCCAGUGUUUCUGACAAUGAACACAGAGAUACUUUUGUACCAAUGGCCACGCCUGAGCAACCAAGAUCAAGUAUUAGACACUCGACAUCUGUACGUCGAAGCUCGCAAAGAAUUAUCACUCCAAUAGAUGCUCAAUUGGUACAUGAACUUUCAAGUUAUCUGGAACCGAAGAAGCAGAUCUCUGUGGAAGAAUCUAAUGACACGGAAAAGCAAGUUGCGGAGGCUGAAGAGAUGCAUCUCGAAAAUGCUCCCAUGAAUAAGCGAAGCUCGGUUCCAAAUCCUCAUACCCACGAAGAAGAAGACACAGAACAUGAUUUUGAUGUUACUGGAUACGGUAUUGAUUACCGUAAUGAUGUGGGAAAUCAUUCCCAUCGAUCCUCUUAUUUGUCUGACCAAGAAGCAAUACACCAGGAGAAUGACAAUGUGCACAAGUAUUCUGAGGAAAAGAUACCAGAGACGGCAAGCUCUCACUCUGUGGAAGGCGUUCAGUCUACAUCUGUUUCUGACUUUGAGUCCGAUGCGUCUGCCGACACAACUUUGACCACACCAAAGACAGAGAUCGAGCCAUUAGAUAAGGCGACGAAAACUUCCAUGACAUUCACAUCGCACCAAAAUCUGACAGAAGAGCCUGUACAAAUAACAUCACCAAAAGAUUAUGUAGAUUAUCUUGAGGAAUUGGAACAAACGCCAGAGUUGCCUCCAAAGGAUAGUAUGAACAAAGUUUCGGCCGCUGCGAUAUCAAAUCGAUUCAGCAUACAAUCCCUUAGCGAAAUGAAGGAAAUUUCGCUAGAUCAUUCUUCGCAACCUGAGCCUCCAGCCAAGGACCUUCCCUUAACACCACAAGAUCAUGGAUAUUCCUUGCCAUCCUUUAAUCGUACUGCUCGUCAGUCAAAGACUCUUCCUCCUAUAGACACCAGCAUGGGCAAUGGAAGACAAUCGCUCUCUUCUGAACACUCUAGUCCACGAUCUGGCAUUCUUUCAAAUGCUUUCAGAUUACAAACUCCUCUCACUCUUAGUAAUCCAUUCAAGCGUUCCCCACCUUCGUCCACAGUCACUACACCACGUACCAGUAUAUCAACGGCUCAAACUAGGCCGUCACAAGCCUAUUCUGCAAGACAAAGUAAACGUAUGUCAAAACAACUUGGGUUAGCGUCUCCAGUUGUCGGCGGAUCAGUGGACGAAAUGCUUUUGGCAAGACUAGAGCAACAGAACACUGAGCUUCGAAAAGAUCCUAAAAAUCGAGUUCUCCAGAAUUUGCAACGAGAAGCAGUACGACGAAGCGUGGAAAAUCUGAAACAUGACAAAGCUAACAAGGGCGUAGAUGGCGAAGGAGACUAUGACUGGGAAUUUUGGGCUUUGUGUCUGUCUAACUUCCAACACAUCACUCGAUCACAAUCCCGAGUCCUAGCCACCAACAUCCAGCGCGGUAUACCUCCGUCCCUGCGUGGUAUGAUCUGGCAAAUGUUCUCAAAGUCAAAGGACCCUGUUCUGGAAAGUCAUUACAGAGAUCUUUUGCGCCGCGACAGCCCAUACGAUAAGAUGAUCCAACGCGACCUCGCCAGGACGUUCCCAGAUCAUCAAUUUUUCAAAGAUCCUGAAGGCCAUGGUCAACUUGGACUCUACAAUGUUGUAAAAGCCUAUAGCAUUUAUGACGAGGAAGUAGGGUACUGUCAGGGCAUCGCGUUCAUUGUUGGUGCGUUGUUAUUGAAUAUGCCCGAUGAAGAAGCUUUCUGCGUUCUUACAUGUCUGAUGAAACAAUAUGGUCUUCGUGGCCAUUAUACCCCCGACAUGGAGGGUCUUCAACUUCACUUGUACCAGUACGAGAGGAUUUUAGCAGAACAGCUUCCACAUAUUGACCGACACCUCGAGCUAAAGGGCAUCACAUCAACCAUGUAUGCUUCCCAAUGGUUCAUGACUCUGUUUGCCUACCGAUUCCCACUUGAAGUAGUGUUCCGCAUAUACGAUAUCAUGUUAUCCGAAGGUGUUGAAUCCAUCAUUCGGUUUGCCAUUGCUCUCCUCAAGAAAAAUGAGAAAACCAUUCUUAGCCUCGAUUUCGAAGCCCUCUUAUCUUAUUUGAAAAACGACCUCUUCAAUGACUACGAGACUCAGCAAUUGGUAGAGGAUGCAUGCGCCGUCAGCAUCACCGCUCGACGCAUAGAUCAGCUCACGAAGGAGUAUCGCAACUCAGUUGUCAAGGCACAGAUGGAAAAAGAAGCUAUCGAAGAUCUUCAAAGAUCGAAUGCUGAUAUCUCUCAGACCAUUCAGGAUUUGGAGCAGCGUUUAUCAAAGAUGUUCCAAGAGCACGAUGAUGUCCUUGCCCAACUCGACGAGUCCAAAAAGCAAAUGCGCCAGCUCACAAGUGAGAACGAGCAGAUGCGAAGACAUGUUGCUUCAUUAAAGGAGACAGUUGAACUUCUCCCACAGGAAGUAGAAGCGUUGUCUAGAGAUGAAUUUGAGGUGCUGUGUACUGAGAAUGCUACUCUGAUCGAGAAAAAUUGCUCUUUGGAAGACGAACUGAACUCUGCAGAAUCACUCUUGAUCGACAUGAAAGUUAAAUACGCCGAAAGCGAAAAUGAAACUGACUCGCUUCGAAGACAUCUUAACGAGAUGAGAAGAAUCAUGGCCGUUUAACAAACCCGCAAGUAUUUUUUUGGAACUAUCCAUGAAUUUGUAUUCCAUUUUGCCAUUUUAUACGAUUAAAAUAUCCCCAUCAUACUGUAUUCAUAGACAGUGUGUCUAUUUAAUAAAGUACGUAAAAGACCUUGUAUUAUUCAACACCAGAUAAA